AAACUUUUAAGGGAACUUUUAAGGAAUUAUUGUAAUUUUCCUCCUGAAGGUUUUGCAAAUUUUCAGAAAUUUGGGGAAUUUUUUUGCAGAAUUUUUGCAUUUUUUUCAGACAAGGAAACAAUAUUUUUUUGGUGCCCGUAAAUGAGGACAACAGGAGGGUUAAGCAGAAAAAAUCUGCAGAAUGACAGUUUUUUUUGUUUUUUUGUUUUUUUUACAGUGUAGUUUUUGGAAACUCGUUUCCAAGCAUGAAGACAUGAGUGAGGCAUGUCUGAGGUGACGUGACUCAGACUUACCAGAAUGCAGCUGCUCUGUUUCCUCCUCAGAACUCCUCAUGGAUUUCACAAUCGUUCUGAACUCGGCAGCAGAUGGAUUUCCAAAGCUCAGAAUCAGAGUGGACUCCAGGGAGGAACCUGAGACUUUCUCCUGUUUGACUCCUGAUCCCGUCACACCUCCUCAUGUCAGCGUUUGUGUUUUCCUUCUAGCAAAACCUCAGGAAUUCUCCCUUCACUGACUGGAGCUUACGGCCACAGGUAUCUCACCUGAUCACAGGAGUUUUUCCGCUGAGGACGAACAACAACAAACAGCAGAGGAUUAGAAUGAUCUCAUGGCUGUUAAUCAUCUCACUGCUCUGUCUGAAGGUACGAAGUGGAAAUGGACAAGAAAAAGGUGUUUCACACUGUGGACCUCAGAAUAUGACUCUUUCCAGCUCCGACCAGAAGCUGCUGUUAACGUGGGAAGACGAACCUUCGUGUUCGGCAUUAAAAGAUGCCGUCGUCUACGAGCUGCUGGUUCUCAUCGCGGAUAAACAAGAACAUCAUGAUAACGUUGUGGUGACACAUGACCAGACUGGAUCGACUCACUCCUGGAACUGGACGUCGUAUUUGCCGUUGGAGUGCGCUACUCAUUCAGUCUGGCUCAGGUCCCGAUACAACAACCAGACAAGCCCAUGGGUGAAAGAAAAGGCCCUUCCUGAGAACCAACGCUCAAAAAGAUUUGAGGUCUACCCACGAGACGGAGCGUUCGAAGCUGGUAGUACUGCCACCUUCUGUUGUAUUCUGCCUGCAGGGGAACGCUUUCAUAAAAUGUACCUGAGUGGUUAUAAUGGUGUGAACAUGAGGAGCACCAGGAUCAGCAACCAGACCUACGCUCUGACUCUCAACCUGAACGAGGCGUCAAACGUCUGCAUCGAUGUCAAAUGUAAAACUAACAGAACCACCUAUGGGGCUUGUGCUUUCGUUGGCUACCCGCCUGGUGACAAAGAUCUUCAGUGUGAAACUCAGGAUCUGAAAUCAGUCGAAUGUCGCUGGACGGUAGGAAGAAACACACAGUUCUGGAGUCGAACCAAGUAUCAGCUACAGGGAAGUCCCUGUCCAGACGGAUCUAAAGGCAGAUGCUCUCUAAAGAUGCUGGUUAAAGCUGGAGAGACAAACUGGACUUUAACGGCAAGUAAUCGUCUUGGAACGGUGGAGCUUCAUGACAGGGCAGACCUGACCAAAAGAGUGCGAAUGUUUGCUCCAGAAGAAGUAACGGCUUCAACUAUUAACUCCAGAAACGUCAGUCUGAAGUGGAGGUGGACUGUAGAUGAGUACGAGCAUCUCAAUCUGACCUGUGAAGUUCAAGGUGUCCAUGGUGAAACAAGCAGCACAAGUAAAACCUCUGGAGUUGGUCUCAACGCUGCAGUUUUAACUGACCUGAUGCCAAACUGGACGUAUGAAGUGACGGUGAGAUGCAGAACAGAAACCUGGAGAUGGGGCAACUGGAGCAGAGGACUCGAUUUCCACACCAAGGGUGACGUUCCAGAUGCUCUCGAUGUUUGGAUGCAGAUGAAGGAGAACCAGGUUGUAGUCGUCUGGAAGAUGCCACUGACCAAUCAGAGCCAUGGCGAGAUCACUGACUAUGAAGUUACCUGGGCAAACACCACAACCAGAGUACCUCCCAGUGAACACAGUCUAACCCUCCGCCUGGACACCAGUGAAGAACACAACAUCACGGUCACAGCCUGGAAUAUAAACGGCAGCUCAUCGCCUUCAACCGUCACCACCCCCAACAUCAGUCCAGAUGGAACCAGAGUGAACUCUUCUUGGAUCACUGGCAGUAACGGCAGCUUCAUGCUGUCCUGGCCUGUCAGUCCUGCAUCCAGCUGUGGUUACAUCAUUGACUGGUGUCCGACUCUUGACUGUCAAACUGUGGAUUGGAUCAAAGUUCCUGCCAACAGCACUAAUGUCACCAUAUUUUCUAAAAGCUUCAGAGAUGGACUGAGGUAUUCGUUGUCCAUUUAUGCCUGUACAGAGGGAGCUCCGGUGCUUCUGGAGAGGAGGGAAGGCUACGUCAGAGAGAUAAGAAUCGAGGAGAAGCUGUUUAAAUCUUUAGAAGUCAAACAGCAGGAGAUGGAUGCAGAGGUUUCCUGGGAGAAGAUUCCUGUGAGACAGCAGCCGGCUUUCAUCCGAGGAUUCACGCUGUACUACUGGAACAAGGACAACACGGUGUUCAACGUGAGCACAGACGAUCCUGAAGCCACCAGUCUGACAGCAAGAAACCUGGAGAUCACUUCGUAUACGUUCAUGGUGGCGGCUCGGACGGCACUCGGAGAAUGUGGAAACUCAUCCAUUAUCGUCACCCUGAACUCCCUGACUGAUGACUUGUUCAAGUCCAUCUUCAUAGCUCUUGGUUUGGUUUUGGGUCUUCUAACUCUCACUACUGUCCUCUGCUACAGAAACUGGGCCUGCAUCAAAUAUAAAGUCUAUCCUCCGAUCCCAAAGCCAGUGUUGAUGGACAACUGGUUGACAUCAGCGGUUCACCUGGACCUCCGCAGAGAAGCAGAUGUUUCGGUUAUUCCGGAGCUGCAUCCUAAACCUGGAGUAUCGGGGAAUGAUUACGUUAGCGAGGCGGGCAUGCCUUUUAGUUUCAUACAAACUCCCAAAGGUUACUACAACAAACCCCUGAAGAAGAACACCCCACCACUCCUGAUUCUGCCCUACACAGACGUACCAUCUCCAUCAGGUCCACCGUCUUCUCCGUUCAGAGGUGUGUUUCCCAACCCGUCCUAUGACCCGAUACCUGGGGAUCACUGGUUCAGACCUGAGCUUCUGGAGGGAACACCUGCAAUCCAAACCUCUGAUGGAUACCAUCCUCAGAACCAGGCAGAAACUUUAAUCCCGACAGUAGAUGUUCCACAUGGUCCAGACAGUCCCAUGUCCUGUGAAUCCGCUUACAUUUUACUACCGCAGUUACCUUCCACCUAGCUGCUGCAUGAACAUAUAGUAAAGGUGAAGACAUUAUGCAUUACAGGGUAUUUUAAAGAUAGUACUCUACUGCAGAGUUCAUAAAGCAACGAUCAAUAAAAUCACUCCCAAGAAACCUUAA
This is a messenger RNA of Amphiprion ocellaris (clown anemonefish), 3363 nucleotides long. Its product is annotated as leukemia inhibitory factor receptor-like. Gene Ontology annotation, molecular function: protein binding; cytokine receptor activity. The record is from RefSeq and is a predicted model, not a curated record. Bases 597 to 3242 code for a protein of 881 amino acids. The transcript has 17 exons. NCBI's taxonomy places the organism in Eukaryota, Metazoa, Chordata, Actinopteri, Pomacentridae. Gene Ontology annotation, cellular component: membrane.